CCUCUCAUUGUACUUCGCUUUCCUUUGCCCACUCUCUUUCUACAACAAACAUGGCCGCUAAAUCGGAUGGAGCAGCCGUGUGUGAGAGCGCUUCUCGGUGUCUGCUUGGCCCUGAGCAGAGCGCGGCUCCUCUGCUCCCUCACGCCGAGAAGCGCUUCUCUCUGCUGGACUGCUGCUGGGUGCUCUGCGCCCUCCUGGUCUUCUUCUCCGACGGAGCCACCGACCUGUGGCUGGCAGCGGACUACUACUUGAGGCGGGACUAUUGGUGGUUCGGGCUCACGCUGGUGUUCGUGGUGGUUCCCUCCGCGGUGGUUCAGGUGUUAAGUUUCAGGUGGUUCGUGUACGAUUACUCGGAGAUGAGCGCGUCUCCGGGAGGGGACGGAUGCGAUUUCAGCACCAAGGACAGCGACCGGCGGAGCGGCAGCGGCAGAACUCUGCCUGCGAGCGGGACGCGGAAAUGCUGCAGAGUGUGCAUGUGGCUCUUCCAGUCCAUCAUCCACAUCUUGCAGCUCGGCCAAGUCUGGAGGUACGUCCAUACCUUGUACCUGGGUGUGCAAAGCCGCUGGCAUGGUGGCCCGGGUCAGCGUCAUUUCUACUGGCGCCUGAUGUUCGAGAGCGCUGACAUCAACAUGCUGCGUCUGCUGGAGGCUUUCCUGAAGAGCGCACCUCAACUAGUGCUGCAGCUCAGCAUCAUGAUCCACAGCAACCACAUACUGCCACUGCAAGGUCUCUCAGCAUCUGCCUCAUUGGUUUCUCUCGCCUGGAUGAUCGCAUCCUACCAGAAGGUUCUGCGUGACUCUCGUGACGAUAAGCUCCCCAUGUCCUACAAGGCAGUGAUUGUCCAGAUGCUUUGGCACCUCUUCACCAUCGGUGCUCGAACCAUCGCCUUCGCCCUCUUCGCUUCAGUCUUCCAGCUUUACUUUGGGAUCUUCAUCGUAGCCCAUUGGUGCGCCAUGACCUUCUGGAUCAUCCAGGGUGAGACUGACUUCUGCAUGUCCAAGUGGGAGGAGAUCAUCUACAACAUGGUGGUAGGCAUCAUCUACAUCUUUUGCUGGUUCAACGUGAAGGAAGGUCGUGCCCGCUUUCGGCUGGGCGUGUACUACUGCGUGACCUUGUUUGAGAAUGUCGCGCUCACCGCCGCUUGGUAUAUUCACAGGGGACCUCACACCUCUGACUUUUACGCCCUGAUUAUUGUGUGCGUUGUAGUGUGUAGCUAUGCCUUGGGAACAUUCUUUAUGUUUGUCUAUUAUUGCCUGCUCCACCCGGACGGACCUAUUCUGGGCACUCAGUGGAGCUGUGUUGAGGAAGGAAUGGGAGUUAUUGGCCUGGGAGGCAUUGGGGACUUGGGGACACCCUUGCCCCAGCCAGACGUGGUCACUAGCCCUCCCAGAACACUCCAGAGGACUACUGGUGGGGAUCGGGAGAAUGGGGCUGGGGAUAGAGACAGUUGCAUGCCUGUGUUUCAGGUGAGGCCUCCUAGUGUUCCCCCACCUUCUUCCCCACGUCCCCCAAGAACUGAAGGUCCCGUUAUCCGCAUCGACCUGCCAAGAAAGAGGUACCCAGCCUGGGACGCCCACUUUAUUGACCGUAGGCUGAGGAAAACCAUCCUGGUGCUAGAGAAUACAUCUCCUGUGACACCCCGUAUCCAGUACCAGAGCUUUAGUAACCCCAAAGAAGUGAUGGAGUAUGAGACUACCGUGUAAUGUUGUUCAUACCGCCACCUUCCACAUGACAUCUCUACGCAGAGGUGGGACUCAGGAGGCAGAUGCCGCCAUGAGGUUACAGUCCGAUCCUUGAUGGUCGGCAUGGUGCUACAUGGUGGGACCUCACCACGUUUGGCAUCCGGGGAUGCAUCAGUGGUUCAAGAGUGCACAUCAGGCUUGAUGGGAAUAACAUGGGGUUUACAUGACUUGCAUGGGAAGUGAAACUAAGCGAGGGACUUACCUUUCUGCCUAUGCACUGAACACAUGAGUUUAACUGACAAUGAUGAGAACAAGACAUUUGUAAAAUAUAGAUGAAAUGACCAAUUCAGUAUUCCUCAGGACCAGCCUGACUGCUGUAUUGGUCUUAAGUUUAAUGUUUCAGUGACCUGAAAACAGUACAAAUUGUGUAUUAUUUGCUUCUGUGAAUGGUAAGGUUAGCAAGUUCAAUCAUCCAUUUUCUCAAAAGAGUUCUUCUGUAUUUAAUGACUUAUUUAUUUAUUUAUUAGAUUUAUUUUUAUGACUCUGUGGCCAUGUCUUUGAUAUAAUUCUUCUAACUGAAUAUUCAUAAAUAGAUAUUAUCUUUUGUUAUAUGUAUUCAAUAGAAUGGUGCCAGUGUGUUGGUAUGAAUGUUUCUGUUUUGUUUUUUUGAGGGUGGGGAGGGUUGUCUGGUCAUGCUGCAUUGUAUAACUGUAAAGAUGAAGAAAAAAGUCAUAUAGUAAGACAAAAAGCUGUGAUCACAUUGUAGUUGGAUAAAAAAAAUAAUGCUGUAAAAACUGAAUCAGAUGACAGCCUCGGAAAAAGUAAAACAAAAUUGAA
Messenger RNA from Danio aesculapii, 2519 nucleotides. It is a transcript of the gene xkr7b, whose product is annotated as XK, Kell blood group complex subunit-related family, member 7b. Lineage: Eukaryota; Metazoa; Chordata; Actinopteri; Cypriniformes; Danionidae. Gene Ontology annotation, biological process: apoptotic process involved in development; phosphatidylserine exposure on apoptotic cell surface; engulfment of apoptotic cell. The record is from RefSeq and is a predicted model, not a curated record. Gene Ontology annotation, cellular component: plasma membrane. The coding region runs from base 51 to 1703 and encodes 550 amino acids. The transcript has 3 exons.